This is a messenger RNA of Ochlerotatus camptorhynchus, 1234 nucleotides long. RefSeq names its product pancreatic triacylglycerol lipase-like. Gene Ontology annotation, molecular function: lipase activity. Gene Ontology annotation, biological process: lipid catabolic process. The record is from RefSeq and is a predicted model, not a curated record. The transcript is spliced from 2 exons. The coding region runs from base 1 to 1233 and encodes 410 amino acids. NCBI's taxonomy places the organism in Eukaryota, Metazoa, Arthropoda, Insecta, Diptera, Culicidae.
AUGAAAGUUGCAGCUGCCCUAACAUUACUCGCCUGUUGUUUGGCCGUUGGCUACUGUCAGGGACCGGAGGAACCUGAACCGUGGAGGGGUGUAUCUGAUCCAGCAGAACCCGAACCAUGGAAAGCCGUUUCUGAUCCAGCCGAGCCUGAACCGUGGAGGGGUGUAUCUGAUCCCGCUGAACCCGAACCAUGGAAAGCCGUUUCCGAUCCAGCCGAGCCUGAACCGUGGAUGGGUGUAUCUGAUCCCGCAGAACCCGAACCAUGGAAAGCCGUUUCUGAUCCAACCGAGCCUGAACCAUGGGCACUGAUUCCGGACGGUGCGGGUCGUAUGCACAUGGUCAACAUCAACCCGGUUGACGUACCGGAGGGAGAGGAUGAAGUCGAACCACUGUUCACCCCGGAAACUGACGUUAUCUUCCGAAUGUACAGCAGACGCAAUCCGGUGCAUCCGCAGAUAAUUCGGUGGGACGACCCCUCAUCGAUUUCCAACUCGAACUUUGACCCCUCAAAUCCUACUCGCUUCUUGAUUCACGGUUGGGUUGAAGGAGAAGAUGCUACGUUGCAUUGGGUUAUCAAGGACCACUAUUUGCGUGUCGGAGACUUCAACGUGAUCAACGUCGACUGGGGUGAUGGAGCUCAGACAAUUAACUACAUUGCCGCGCGUAACCGUGUUGGUGGAGUCGGAAUGAUUGUGUCCCGGGUGAUUGACGUGAUUCGUGCUACCACCGGCCAAUCGCUGGAUAUGAUUAACGUUAUUGGAUUCAGUUUGGGAGGCCAUGCUGCUGGAAACGCUGGCAAAGGACAGAAUGGUCAAUUGAACUCGGUUAUUGCUCUGGAUCCAGCUGGUCCGUUGUUCUCGCAAGGUCAGGCCGAUACCUUGGCCGCAACCGAUGCCAUUUAUACGGAAGCUAUCUACACGAAUGCUGGUAAUUUGGCGUUCGAUGCCCCGUUGGCACAAGCCAAUUUCUAUCCGAACGGAGGACGUUCGCAACCGGGUUGCAUCACGUCGAUUUGCGCGCAUAACCGAGUUAACGAGCUGUUUGCCGAGUCGGUAUCGACUGCCAAUCACUUCGUUGCGAUGGAGUGUGCCAACUACAAUGAAAUUCUGAAUGGAGGUUGCUCAUCCGUUGGACCGUACGCCAAGAUGGGUGGAGAACCGUCGAACCGUGGACGUGGAGUGAGUGGUGUGUACUACCUGCGCACGAAUUCAGCUUCGCCUUUCGCCAGAGGUUGAA